AUGGCAACCUCAGUAGUGAAAUUUCUCUUUGGAUUGUCGAUGAUGUCCAUCACAUUAUGGAUGGUCUUCAUGUUUACUUCUAGAUUGUUGGCUUGGAUUUUAAGUCGAAUUCUUAAAGCAUCAGUUAGAUUUCGUGUUGGUGGAUGGAAAUGUUUAAAGGAUAUUGUAGUCAAGUUCAAAAAGGGUUCUAUUGAAUCUAUAUCAGUUGGUGAAAUUAGACUUGGAAUACGUCAGUCCUUGAUCAAAAUUGGGGUUGGUUUCAUUUCCAAAGAUCCAAAAUUACAUGUGUUAAUAUGUGACUUGAAAGUUGUAAUGAGGACUUCUAGCAAAGGCACCCAGAAACCUAGAACUCGAAAAGCUCGAACUAGCUCUUCAGGCCAAGGAAAGUUGAUGGUCAUAGCUAAUGUAGCAAGAUUUUUGUCACUUUCCAUCACAAAUUUGUCUUUAAAGACCAGCUCUUUCUUUGUUCUUCCAAAAUCAUUACAGACACCCAAAGCUGCAGUUGAAUUUAAGGAAUUGAAAUUCGACAUAAGCAAAGAUGGUGGACAUGGAUCCCAAUCAAAUAUUUUUAUUAAGCUACAAAUAUUACCUAUUGCUAUCCACAUAGGUGAACCACGUGUCAGUUCUGAUGAAUCAUUCAACUCUGAUGGUGGGGCAUGCAAUAUUGCAAGUGACACAUCAUCUAGUAUAAUGGAAGGGCCUUUUGCUUCCUUCAACUGUGAAGAGUUUUCUUUCUCUUGUGAAUUUGGUCAUGAUAGGGAAAUUGGUCUAAUUAUCCAUAAUUUUGAUAUUAACUGUGGUGAGAUUGCUAUGAGUCUUAAUGAGAAGCUACUUUUAAAAAAGAAGACUUCAGAUACUUCUUCUCAAAGAGAUAAAGCAGCAAUCGAUCCUCCUGUUGUUAAAGAUCCACAGAGAAAACAACCACCUCUUGUUGCAAUUAUCAAGUAUACUUCCAUGAUUCCUCAAAAGGUUAGCUUCAGUUUACCAAAAUUAGAUGUAAAAUUUGUCCAUCAAGAACUUGAUCUUGUCUUCGAGAAUAACAUCACAGGCAUUCAAUUAAAGAGCAUGAAAUCACGAAGCGUCGAAGAUAGAGAAGAGAGCACUCGCCUUGAUGUUCAAAUGGAUUUCAGUGAGAUACAUAUUCUCAAAGAAGGUGGAACUUCAGUUUUGGAGAUUCUAAGAUUUGUUAUCAUCUCUUUUAUUUACAUUCCUUCAGAGCCAACUUCACCGCUUAGAACUGAAGUAGAUGUUAAGAUAGGAGGUACUCGAUGCAACAUUAAUAUUAGUAGAAUAAAGCCAUUGUUGCAACUCCAUUCCUCGAAAAAGAAAAAACUAGUACUUCGAGAGGAGGGUCCUCCUCCUGCAAAGCCACAAUCAACUGGAUCCAAAGUCAUCAUCACAUGGACAUGCACUGUGUCAGCUCCGGAGGUAACAAUUGCUCUGUACAGUAUCAGUGGAUCACCUCUAUAUCAUUUACGCUGGCAAUCAUCACAUGUUUUCGCAAAUAAUGUAUCAAGCAAGGGCAUUACAUUACAUUUGGAACUUGGUUUACUAAACUUCCUCAUGGCAGAUGAAUGUCAAGAACGAUUGAAAGAAAGCUCAGUUGUUGAAUCAAAUUCAGGUGCAAUAGUUCAUAUAGCGAAGCUUAGUUUAGAUUGGGGCAAAAAGGACGUAGAAUCAUCUGAAGAGGAUAAAGCUAGAUGUAAAUUAGUUCUCUCUGUUGAAGUGAAUGGCAUGGGCGUUCAUGUCAACUUCAAACGCAUACAGUCAUUUGUAGUAACUGCUAUUUCCUAUCAAUCUUUCCUGAAAAGUUUAUCUGGUUCUACUAAAAAAACAACGCAGAACCGAGCUGUGCGAUCAUCUAAACCAUCAGGGAAAGGGAUUCAAAUGUUGAAAUUUAAUUUGGAACGGUGUUCUAUAAAUCUUUGUGGUGAAACAAGUUUGGACGAUGCAGUUGUUGCUGAUCCAAAGCGUGUGAAUUAUGGAUCACAGGGUGGUCGAUUUGUAAUUAGUGCCGCAGAGGAUGGCACCCCACGUACUGCAACUGUGCUAGCUACAGUUCCUGAUGAUUGCAGGAAGAUAAAUUAUUCUGUUUCUCUUGAUAUUAUCCAUUUCACUUUGUGUGUGAACAAGGAGAAUCAAUCUACAGAGGUUGAACUUGAAAGAGCAAGGUCUAUUUAUCAGGAACAUUUGGAGGAAGAUAGACCUGAUGCAAGAGUAACAUUGCUUGAUCUGCAGAAUGCAAAAUUUGUACGACGUUCUGGCGGUCUUAAAGGGGUUUCUAUUUGCUCUCUAUUCAGUGCUACUGAAAUUUCAGUUGGGUGGGAGCCUGAUGCACAUUUAUCGUUGAUUCAACUUGUUCUCAAGCUGAAAUUACUGGUACACAACCAAAAGCUUCAGGAACGAGGCACUGAAAGUAUGGAAGGAGCUUCUAGCAUGAGAGAUACUGAGCUGAAGAAACCUGCUGCUCCGGAAUCAGGAAAUUCUGAUAGGUCUAAGAAAAAGGAAAGCAUUUUCGCCGUUGAUAUUGAAAUGAUAAAGAUAUCAGCUGCAGCUGGAGAUGGGGUUGAUGUAAAGGUGCAGGUUCAUUCAAUUUUUUCAGAGAAUGCCCGUAUAGGAGUACUUCUUGAAGGAGUUAUGCUCAGUUUUAAUGGCGCCAGAUUGUUGAAAAGUGGCAGAAUGCAAAUUUCUCGCAGACCUAGUCCUUCUACAAGUGUAUCUGAUGCAAAAUCGCCCGCAGCUAUCACAUGGGACUGGGUGAUUCAAGGUCUUAAUGUUCAUGUUAGCAUGCCAUUCAGGCUGGAAUUGCGUGCCAUUGAUGAUUCAGUUGAAGAUAUGAUCCGCGCCUUGAAGCUUGUAACUGCUGCUCAAACUCAACUUAUUUUUCCCAUAAAGAAAGAAAGCUCAAAGCCUAAAAAGCCGAGUUCAGCAAAAUUUGGACGUGUAAGAGUAUGUAUAAGCAAGCUAAUUGUUGAUAUCGAGGAAGAACCAUUGCAGGGUUGGCUUGAUGAGCAUUACCAGUUGAUGAAGAAUGAGGCUGAUGAGAUGGCUGUCAGGCUAAAGUUUCUCGAUGAAUUUAUUUCCAAAGUUAACAAUUCUCCUAAAAAUGCUGAAACAAAUGAUUCCACCACUGAAAGAAAGGUUAAUUAUAAUGGGGUUCAGAUUGAUGUACAAGAUCCUUCGGCUAUUCAGAAAUUGCAAGAAGAAAUGUACAAACAAUCAUUUAAAACAUACUACCAGGCGUGCCAGAAGAUAGUAACUUCUGAAGGCUCAGGUGCCUAUAGGGAGGGGUUUCAGUCUGGUUUUAAGCUCAGCACUUCAAGAACUUCUGUUCUUACCAUUUCUGCUACUGAGUUGGAUGUAACCUUGACAAAGAUCGAUGGUGGAGAAGAUGGGAUGAUAGAUGUUGUAAAAAAGCUUGAUCCUGUUGCUCGUGAACUGGAGAUACCAUUUUCUCGGCUCUAUGGCUGUAAUAUUUUAUUGCGUACUGGCACUCUUGCUGCUCAGAUAAGAGAUUACACAUUUCCUCUUUUUGCUGCUAGCGCUGGUAAAUGUGAAGGCCGUGUUGUUUUGGCACAGCAGGCAACCUUCUUUCAGCCCCAAGUUUACCAAGAUGUCUUCGUUGGGAGAUGGAGAAAGGUGCAGUUGCUCCGAUCAGCAACUGGCACAACUCCUCCAACGAAAUCGUAUCUCGAUUUGCCUUUAUCUUUUCAGAAAGGUGAAGUGUCAUUUGGAGUUGGCUAUGAACCAUCUUUUGCCGACAUAAGCUACGCUUUUACAGUUGCUCUCCGAAGGGCUAAUCUGAGCGUCAGAAAUCCUGGUCCACUAGUUCAAGUGCCAAAGAAAGAGCGUAGUUUACCAUGGUGGGAUGAUAUGAGAAAUUACGUUCAUGGAAAUGUCACCUUAAACUUUUCUGAAACUAGAUUUCAUAUUCUUGGAACACCUGAUCCUUAUGAAAAGCUUGACAAUCUUCAAAUUACGUCUGAUUCUAUGGAGAUCCAGCAAUCAGAUGGCCGUAUAUAUAUGUCUGCAAAGAACUUCAAACUUUUCCCAUGCAGUUUGACGAGUUUGGCAAAUAACCGUGGCAUGAAAAUUCCCAGUGGUGUAGAUGGUUGUUUCCUUGAAGCUCCAGUCUUUAUUAUUGAAGUUAUAAUGGACUGGGGUUGUGAUUCUCGUACUCCACUGAAUCAUUAUCUAUUCGGACUCCCAAAUGAAGGGAAAACUCGUGAAAAAGUUUUUGAUCCCUUUAGAUCAACAUCUCUCUCGCUCCGGUUUAAUUUAUCUCUAAAACCAUCAUGUGAGAAUCAAUCAUCUUCUUCUUCCACAGGUGGUAGCAUUGUUGUUGAUGGGACUGCUUUUCCAACAACAUUUAAUGUGGGUUCUCAUGAUUUGGGAUGGUUAAGUAAGUUUGGCAAAUUGAAUGUUCUUCCUCCUUACAAAUUACGUUUGUUCUCCCGUUUUCCCCGUUUUGGAUGUCCCAGAAUACCCAGAUCAGGUAAUUUAUCAAUGGACCGAGUGAUGACAGAAGUUUGCCUUCGUUUAGAUGCUACCCCUCUUCGUAUAAAACAUAUGCCGUUAGAAGAUGAAGAUCCAGCAAAAGGACUUGCUUUUAAUUUCGCCAAGUUGAAAUGUGAAAUCUGUUUCAGUCGGGGUAAGCAGGAGUUCACUUUUGAAUGCCAGAGAGAAAGUCUUGAUCUUGUUUACAUGGGUGUGGACCUUCACAUGCCUAAGGUCAUCAUAGAUAAAGAAGACUGUAUCAGUGUUGCAAAAAUAGUUCAAAUGUCAAGGAAGAAUUCCCAGCCUGAGAAACUUCCCAGUGAAAAACGAGAUAAUAUUGAGAAGCACAAAGAUGAUGGAUUCUUUUUAUCAUGUGAUUAUUUUAUAAUCAGAAAGCAGGCACCCAAAGCUGAUCCUGAAAGUUUAUUGGCAUGGCAAGAUGCUGGGAAAAAAAAUACUGAGAAGACACUUGUGAGGACUGGGACUGAAAAUGAAAAUGAGAGUACUGAUGAUCAUGCAAGCGAUGAUGAGGGAUACAAUGUGGCAGUUGCUGACAAUUGUCAGCGAGUUUUUGUUUAUGGUCUCAAGAUUUUAUGGAAUAUUGAGAAUAAGAAUGCUAUUUUCUCCUGGGUUGGUGGAUUAACCAAAGGAUUAGCGCCUCCCAAGCCUUCUCCUUCUCGACAGUAUACACAGAGGAAAUUGCUUGAGGAGUCCCAGUCACAUGCAGAAACUGAAGUGAAUCAAGACGAUGCAUCUAAACCACCUUCUACUAGUCAAGAUGCUGAUUCUCCUUCUAAAAAUGAAGAGAGUUCAGGAUCUAACCCACCUUCAUCAGAUUCAGCUAAACCAGAGAAUUCAUCUUCAGCUGUCGUUUUUCCAGCAAGAAAUGAAAGCGCAGAUGAUCCUGACGAGGAAGGGACUCGCCAUUUCAUGGUGAAUGUUAUUCAGCCACAAUUCAAUCUCCAUUCAGAAGAAGCCAACGGUAGAUUCUUGCUUGCUGCUAUCAGUGGUCGAGUUCUGGCUCGAUCAUUUCAUUCUAUCCUUCAAGUUGGACAUCAGGCGAUUGAAAAGGCACUAAGCAGUGGAGAUGUACAGAUUCCUGAAACAUUACCUGAAAUGGCAUGGAAGCGCAUGGAGUUCUCAGUGAUGUUGGAGCAAGUGCAAGCUCAUGUUGCACCAACUGAUGUUGAUCCUGGUGCUGGACUUCAAUGGCUUCCAAAAAUUAAGAAAAACUCACCUAAAGUAAUUCGCACUGGCGCUCUACUUGAAAGAGUGUUUGCUCCUUGUGAUAUGUACUUGCGAUAUACAAGACACAAAGGCGGGACUCCAGAGCUGAAGGUGAAGCCUCUAAAGGAGCUCACUUUCAAUUGUGAUAACAUAACGGCAACAAUGACAUCUCGCCAGUUUCAGGUUAUGCUGGAUGUGUUGACGAAUCUCCUCUUUGCACGGUCUCCUAAGCCUAAGAAGAGUAAUCUCGCAUUUCUGGCUGAAGACGAAGAAGAUAUCGAAGAAGAGGCAGAUGAGGUGGUGCCUGAUGGGGUGGAAGAGGUUGAACUUGCUAGAAUCGAGCUUGAAGUAAAAGAACGGGAUCAAAAAUUACUGCUUUAUGAUAUCAGGAGAUUGUCCCUUAAUGGCGAUACUUCUGGGGAAAUAAAUUCAAAAAUAGAAGGAAAAUUGUGGAUGAUCACUGGUGGAAAAUCUGAUCUGGUCCAAGGGUUGAAGGGAGAGCUUGUAAAUGCAAAAAAAUCUAAAAAGGCAGCAUCUGCAUCUUUAAGGACGACUUUGCAGAAAGCUGCCCAAAUACGUUUGAUGGAAAAGGAGAAGGAGAAGAGCAAAGGUUCAUCCUGUGCAAUGCGUAUAUCUUUGCAAGUCAGCAAAGUUGUUUGGAGCAUGCUUUUAGAUGGUAAAUCUUUUGCAGAGGCUGAGAUAAAUGACUUAAUCUUUGAUUUUGAUCGUGACUACAAGGAUGUUGGAGUUGCUUUGUUUACAACAAAAUUUGUUGUCGUUAGAAACUGUUUGCCUAAUGCCAAGUCUGAUACGAUUCUCUCAGCAUGGAAUCCUCCACCAGAAUGGGGAAAAAAAGUCAUGCUUCGGGUAGAUGCAAAGCAAGGAGCUCCAAAGAAUGGAAAUUCCAAUAUUGAACUUUUCCAGGUAGAGGUUUAUCCCCUUAAGAUUUAUUUGGCAGAGACAAUGUACAGGAUGAUGUGGGUGUAUUUCUUCCCAGAAGAACAACAAGAUUCACAAAGGCGACAGGAAGUUUGGAAAGUUUCAACAACUGCUAGUGCCAGACGUGCGAAGAAAGGUUCAGCAAUUGGUGAUGCUUCACAUGGCCAAUCAAAAGAUACUGAUGUUGCAUCCAAAAUCAUGGCUGGUUUCGGCACAAAGUUGAGAAGAACAUCGUCUUUUGACAGAACAUGGGAGGAGUCACUUGCAGAAUCUGUUGCUACUGAACUUGUCAUGCAAGCUCAUUCAUCUGGUAUUUCAUCUUCAAAAGUCGACCCAGCAAGUUUAAUUGAUCAAGCAGAUGAUUCCUCCAAAAAUAAACCAAAUACCAAGCUUGUAAAAUAUGGUUGUCCAUCUCUGGAUGAAAAGAAGCUUGGAAAGCCAAUUGAUGAUAAAAAUGCUCGGCCUAAAAAAGUCAUCGAGUUUCAUAAUAUUAAGAUAAGCCAAGUUGAACUACAAAUUACUUACGAAAGCUCAAGAUUCAAUCUGCAUGAGCUUAAGUUGUUAAUGGAUACAUUCCACCGCGUUGAGUUUACUGGGACUUGGAGGAGGCUCUUCUCACGAGUAAAGAAGCAUGUCGUUUGGGGGACCUUGAAGUCUGUGACAGGAAUGCAGGGUAAGAAAUUCAAAGAUAAAUCACAUACUCAAAAGGAAGCCAACGUACCUAGUGUCCCCGAGAUUGAGCUAAAUCUUAAUGACAAUGAUGGUCAAGCUGAACAGUAUCCAGACUGGCUUAAGCGUCCAAGUGAUGGAGCAGGUGAUGGAUUUGUAACUUCCAUAAGAGGUCUUUUCACUACUCAACGUCGUAAAGCCAAGGCAUUUGUGCUAAGAACUAUGAGGGGUGAAGCAGAAAAUGAUUUUGGAGGUGACUGGAGUGAAAGUGAUGCAGAUUUCUCUCCAUUUGCUAGGCAACUAACAGUAACAAAAACUAAGAAGCUUAUCAGACGCCACACAAAGAAAUUCUCAAGAGGACAGAACGGUUCACCCAAGCUAGAAGGGGAAUCACAUCCAUUCUCUCCAAGGGAAGGUACUCCAUUUGAACCAUAUGAUAGUGAUUCUUCUAGUGAAUCUGAGCCAUAUGAGGCACUUCAGGAGCAACUCGAACUCCAAGCGCUUAAAGGAGAAUUAUGAAGUCCUUCAGACAUGAUCCAUGUUGUCUUAUUCAGUCAAGGGACAACGUGGAAUUUGCCUCUCAUUCUCGGCCUCUACCUAUGAUAGGAAGUUUGAAAGAUUUAAAAUGUGUCACGUCAUAUUUUAAUAAGAGCACAAUGCAGCAUAUCAAAUGAGUAUGCUUUCAAAAUUCAACUACACAAACUGUGAUGAAUCAAAUCCAUGAGACACCUAGCUGCCUCUUGGGAGGGUAAUCAUUUUGGCUUCACAGUUGUGUUUAAAUUUUUGUAUCCUAUUUGGCUUAUGAGCUACAAUAAUCUUACAAAUUUCUAUGUAUUUUGAAUAAAGAAUGGAAAAUAAAGAAAUGAUGCAAUGUCAUCUUCUGAGGCCUGAAA
Messenger RNA from Manihot esculenta (cassava), 8225 nucleotides. Its product is annotated as protein SABRE. Lineage: Eukaryota; Viridiplantae; Streptophyta; Magnoliopsida; Malpighiales; Euphorbiaceae. The record is from RefSeq and is a predicted model, not a curated record. The coding region runs from base 1 to 7851 and encodes 2616 amino acids. The transcript is spliced from 22 exons.